Messenger RNA from Carica papaya (papaya), 1141 nucleotides. Its product is annotated as ATP synthase F1 complex assembly factor. The record is from RefSeq and is a predicted model, not a curated record. Gene Ontology annotation, biological process: mitochondrial proton-transporting ATP synthase complex assembly. NCBI's taxonomy places the organism in Eukaryota, Viridiplantae, Streptophyta, Magnoliopsida, Brassicales, Caricaceae. Gene Ontology annotation, cellular component: mitochondrion.
UGCAGUUUUUUCCUUUUCGUAAAAAAUCCCCGCAUGCAGUUGAACUUGUCCGGGAAGUGCUCGACAGAAGUCCCGUAAGAACUCCACCGGGCAGACGACAACCAAGCUAUCAAGUAUUUCGAUUUUGAGUUUUUAUCUAACUAUUAAUUUCAAAGAAUGCAACGAUUAUCAUCCAUAUUUCGACGAGCUGUACUCUCUUCGUUCUCAAUUUUGUUCACAAAAUCACCAUCUCCUUGCGGUUUUCACUCAAAACCCAGUUUCACCACCUUUUCUCUCCGAAAGAAUGGAGGAAAUCUGCAUCCCGUGGCGAUUCCGGGUAAUUUCUUGAAGUGGGCUUCACUUGGUUCGGUCAGAACCUCAAGGUUUGCUACUGGGUUCGCGCCGCUGGAGCCGAAGCCAAUUGAUUCCAUCAUGGAUGUCGAGAGAGCUAAGAGUAAAUCGACUGAGGAGCUUGUUUCUAUCUGGGAUGAUUAUCACCUGGGAAGAGGUCAUAUUGGGUUGUCCAUGAAAGCAAAGCUUUAUCAUUUGUUGGAGCAAAGAGCAACUGAUUGCCGGUAUUUUGUCAUUCCUUUGUGGAGAGGAAGCGGUUAUACAACAAUGUUUGCUCAAGUGCAGAUGCCACACAUCCUUUUCACUGGUCUUGAAGAUUACAAGGCAAGAGGAACUCAAGCAGCUCCCUACUUGACUGCAACUUUUUACACCGAAUUUGCAGAAACCAAGGACUUGGUACUUAUACGGGGAGAUGUCGUGUUCACCAGCAAGCUCACCGAUGAAGAAGCGAAGUGGCUUCUGGAGACGGUUCAGUCUUUCUAUCUGAAUAAUACGAGGUACAAACUCGUUGAACGGUUUAAUAAAGAAACACGAGAUUUUGAAUUCAAGGAUGUUCUACGAGCUUUGGACAUGCCUGUUCUGUGAUCUUUGUUUUUUUUUUUUUUCUGAAAAAAUAAAAUCCCGCAAAACAUUUUGAUAUUGUGGAAUAGAAUUCCUUCUACGAUGUCGAGAGAAAAGUAGAUCGAGAUUGAUUUUUCUCUAGUUAAUAUUGAGAUUAAGCAUAUUUAGAAAAACUGAGAGGUUUGUAUAAGCUUUAUUUGUUGGAAAAUUGUAAUGGCUAAAUUAAAGCAAGUAAUAUUGUUUUUUUUUC